Molecule: messenger RNA, 3330 nt
Organism: Syngnathoides biaculeatus (alligator pipefish)
Lineage: Eukaryota; Metazoa; Chordata; Actinopteri; Syngnathiformes; Syngnathidae
Gene: pals2a
Product: protein associated with LIN7 2, MAGUK p55 family member a
Exons: 15
Coding region: 582-2243 (553 amino acids)
Cellular component (GO): cell-cell junction; plasma membrane
Molecular function (GO): protein binding
Source: RefSeq, a predicted model, not a curated record
UUUUUUUUUUUUUUGCUCAACGGGGGAGUCGAGGGCAAAAAUGUCUUGUACAUAAUUUUGAAGGUGUUCAUCGCAACUUUGAAGGACAUUCGAUGUGCUCCACAAAGAAGCUUUGUGUGGGUCGAGUGGAGAGAAGAAAUUAAAAAAAAGAGAGAGAGAAAGAAGGAAAAAGGGGGCGCAGCAUCCGAGCAGCCUGGCUGGCACGCGCGCACACACGCACGCUGAGCAGUAAACCAGCGUUUAACUAGCGUGCCAUGAAUCGGCAAUGAUGGACCCAGCGGGUGGGAUUAAUUCAAUAAGCGUAGCUGAACUGCAGUGAAGCGAGCAGAAAUGUCAGACGGGGUGAAGAUAGGCAUGGAUACUUAAAAAAAAAACUGGAAAAAGUGAAAGUUCUUUCCACUCCUCAACGGUUUCAGAUGUCCGUGGAAGACGUGAGGCUCCGUGUCGGAGGUCUGCACAGAUGAUUUGAACACAGUUUGUGGCCCUGCAGUUGCUCCCGGUCGCUGUAGGCGGGCCGUGGGACAGAAUUUGAGCGAUUUAAAGGAGGGUUUUCGCCGUCCUAAAACUGAAGAGCGCGCAACAUGACUGUGGCCAAUGAAAAGUCAGGCUCAGCCAUGCAGCAGGUUCUGGACAACCUGAAGGAGCUGCCCACGGGCUCGGUUGCCAAAGACAUCGACCUCAUCUUCCUCCGCGGCAUCAUGGAGAGCCGCAUCGUCCGUUCCCUCGCUAAGGCCCACGAGCGCCUCGAGGAGGUCAAGUUAGAAGCGGUGCGAGAGGACAACGUUCAGCUGAUCUCCGAGAUCCUGGACGCUCUCAACCAGCUGCCCGAAAAAGACGCUGCCACUGCGGAGCUCACCCAAAUCCUUCGGGAGCCUCAUUUUCAGUCUUUGAUCGAGGCUCACGACCAAGUGGCCGCGAAGUGCUACGAGGUGCCCCAGGCCGAGGUCAACUGCACUGCCGCCUUGGCCAGUUGCCUCAUGCCCGCCGACGCCAUCAGGAUCAUCGGCAUCCAGAAGAAAGCCGGAGAGCCGCUGGGGGUGACCUUCCGCGUGGAGCAAGGGGAGAUGGUGAUCGCCCGGAUCCUGCACGACAGCUCCAUCGACCGCCAGGGCAUGCUGCACAUCGGCGACGUCAUCCGCGAGGUGAACGGUCGGCAGGUGGGCGGCGACCCUCAGCAGCUCCAGGAGCUCCUGAGGGACUGCAGUGGCAGCGUCACCCUCAAGGUGCUGCCCAGCUACAAAGACUCGCCGGCCCCCCCGCAGGUUUAUCUGAAGCCACAUUUCAACUACAACCCGGCCUCCGACAACCUGAUCCCCUGUCAAGAGGCGGGCCUUGCCUUCUCCAAGGGAGACAUCCUGCACAUUGUCAAUAAGGAGGACCCCAACUGGUGGCAGGCACGCAGUGUCGUGGGCGGGUCCACCGGCCUCAUCCCCAGCCAGUACUUAGAGGAGAAGAGGAAGGCGUUUGUGAGGAAAGACUGGGAUCUGUCGGGUAAAGGGAUGCUCUGUGGAAAUCUCACCGCGAAAAAGAAGAAGACGAAGAAAAUGAUGUACAUCACGGCAAAGAACGCAGAGUUUGAUCGCUACGAGCUGCAGAUCUACGAGGAGGUGGCCAAGAUGCCCCCCUUCCAGAGGAAAACCUUGGUUCUGAUUGGCGCCCAGGGUGUGGGGAGGCGGAGCUUAAAGAACAGACUCGUCGUCACGAAUCCUCUGCGAUACGGAACCACUGUGCCAUUCACGUCACGCAGCGCCCGAGAAGACGAGCGAGACGGACAGAACUACUUCUUCGUGACGCGAAGUCAGAUGGAGCAGGACAUCAAGGACAGCCGCUUUCUGGAGCACGGCGAGUACGACGGCAACCUCUACGGCACCAAGAUCGACUCCAUCCACCAGGUGGUGGCGGCCGGCCGCACCUGCAUCCUGGACGUCAACCCUCAGGCUUUGAAAGUGCUAAAGACUGCUGAGUUCAUGCCCUUCGUGGUCUUCAUCGCCGCUCCCGAACUGGACACCUUAAGAGAGAUGCACAAGGCGGUCGUGGAUGCCGGACUCACAACCAAACUACUUACUGAAACCGAUUUGAAGAAGACGGUGGAGGAGAGCGCCAGGAUCCGCCGCGCCUACAGCCACUUCUUCGACCUGACCAUUUGCAACGACAACCUGGACCAGGCCUUCGACCAGCUCCAGGAGGCGGUCGAGAGGCUGCUGGCGGAGCCGCAGUGGGUCCCGCUCAGCUGGGUCUACUGACGCUCGCCACAGCCCCCCCCCCCCCCCCACCCCGCGACCGAACGCCGGGCCGUCCCGAGCUGCUAACGUCUGCCAGGUGAAACGCGGACGCGCUAUGCAAGACACGCCGCACAGGAAGUGUACUUAUUUAUUGGCAAAGACCGCUUUGGGAGUCAUUUUGCAUUAUGAAUUUUUUUGAAUGACGGAAAAAAACAAAAAAGGAUGUUGCCAUGUCCCGUUAUUUAACGUUCCACUUAUGUAAGUUGUCUUAUUUAUUCUGCUAAGUUAAUGGAGGGCUUGCUUAUUAAUAAUACCUCACCUCAGUGUUUGUGUUUACACUCGUCAUCUCGUUUUGCUGCCGUCGUCAGAGGAGUUGCCCCCCCCCCCUUUUUUUUUUUUUUGCCCGCCCCCCCCCCCCCUUCUGGUUCCGUGGAAAUUCUGUCGAAUCGAAGGCUCCGUAAUGGGAAAAGAAACAUUUCUAUUUUUAGUUUGCCGAGCACAAGUCACAUAACUGCAAAUGUUUCUCUCGCUCCAUGUUGGUGCUGCAUUUUACAUUUAAAAAAAUAAUAAUAAUAAUUUGAUUUAAACAGGGUGCUUUGUAUCUGUAAACCGUCCCUUUUGAUGUGAUCCCACUUCUUAAAAAAAAAAAAAAAAAUGACUGACUUUUAAAAAGUGUAUUUUACCUUUUUCAGAUCUGUAUUUUCAGAUGUUUCAAUAAAUGUUUUUUUAAAUUAAUGAACAAUUCCUUUUUUUUUUUAACUGAGAAAUGUUUAAGAAGCGGCGUAAUCAGAUUUAUUUUUAAAAACUUAGCUAAAAAGGUUCACAAUACACAUUGAAAUAGUCAGGCCAUGCAUUUAAACAAUUUCUUUUGUGCCCAAAAAAAAAAAAAAGGCUCACAGUUUGAACAACAAAAGUCGUAUAAGACUGCAUCCAUCCUCCACUUCUUCUGGCGUCCCCCAGGGCUCUCUCUUAGGUCCCCUCCUCUUUUAUCAUCCAACCUCUUGGCAAUAUUUUCUGUCAAAUAUAUGACACUGGGCAGGGUGGAUCAGCUGGUAAAGCGUCGGCCUCACAGUUCUGAGGACCCGGGUUCGAUCCUGGCCCGCCCGCG